This is a messenger RNA of Phragmites australis (common reed), 2281 nucleotides long. RefSeq names its product probable polygalacturonase. Gene Ontology annotation, molecular function: polygalacturonase activity. Bases 79 to 1896 code for a protein of 605 amino acids. Gene Ontology annotation, biological process: carbohydrate metabolic process. NCBI's taxonomy places the organism in Eukaryota, Viridiplantae, Streptophyta, Magnoliopsida, Poales, Poaceae. The record is from RefSeq and is a predicted model, not a curated record. The transcript is spliced from 6 exons.
AUUUCCAUCUCCAUCUCCAUAUCCAAUUUGAAUUUCUCUUUCCUUUCAAUCCCUAUCCUUUUGAAGCCAUCCUUGAAAAUGCCAACUCAUUCCAAUACAGAGAGGAGGCUGUACUACACCAAAUACCCCAAUCUUUCCCUUCAUCUCCUUCCAUUUUUAAUUUCCCUUUUAAUUUGCUCCUUUUGUAAUUACACCACGAGGAGAAUAAGAGGAGAAGGCACAAUGAGUUGGACCAAAACCAGAGUGUCAUUACUACUGGUACCAGUAGUAGCAAUAGCAGUACAGCUCUUUGUAAACACAUCCCUCCCCUGCCGCUGCAGGCGCUGCUGCUUCUCCCCCUCGCUGCAGCAGCAGCAGCCAGGAGCCGGCUCCUCCUCUCCUCCCUCCGUUUCUCCCAAAAUCCCAACAAAUUUAGCGGAAAAAAACCAUUUUUUCUGUCGUCUGUUCGUCUGCGACUGGUGGUGUUCUUCUCCGGCGGCGCCUGGGAUCGCUGCUGCUUCGUCUCCCUCUCCCUCUACCGCGGCGAAGAGGGGAGGGGGACUCAUGAAGAGGCUAGUUGUCCUGGCAUUGGUGCUGGCCGCCGCUCUCGGCUUGGUCCGCGGCGAUCCGCGGCGGCUGCGGGACCAGGCGCCGCCGGGGUCGCGGCCGCACAGCGUCACCAUCACCGAGUUCGGUGCCGUCGGCGACGGCAAGACCCUGAACACGGUGCCCUUUCAGAACGCCGUCUUCUAUGCCCGCUCCUUCGCCGACAAGGGCGGCGCGCAGCUGUACGUGCCCAAGGGCCGGUGGCUCACCGGCAGCUUCAACCUCACCAGCCACCUCACCCUCUACCUGGAGAAAGGCGCUGUCAUCAUAGGCGCAAAGGAUUCAUCACAAUGGCCGAUUGUGGAACCUUUGCCAUCUUAUGGCCAAGGACUAGACCUUCCCGGUCCUAGACAUUGCAGCUUAAUAAAUGGAUACAAUUUAACUGAUGUUGUUAUAACCGGGAACAAUGGAGUUAUUGAUGGCCAGGGCUCUAUGUGGUGGGAGUGGCUUCGCUCCCAUGAGUUGAACCAUAGUCGCCCUCAUCUUGUAGAGUUUCUGUAUUCUGAAGAAAUCGUGAUAUCAAACUUGACAUUCUUGAAUUCGCCAGCCUGGAGCAUACAUCCAGUGUACUGCAGCAACGUAAAGGUCCACAAUGUGACGAUUGAGACCUCACUGGAUGCUCCACUCACUGAUGGCAUAGUUCCAGAUUCAUGUUCAAAUGUGUGCAUUGAAGACAGCGCAAUUAGUGUCAGUCAUGAAGCCAUCUCACUGAAAAGCGGGUGGGACAAGUAUGGCAUUUCCUUCGGAAGGCCAACGUCGGACAUUCAUAUCAGCAGAGUGGAUCUGCAAUCAUCUUCUGGAGCUGCUCUUGCAUUUGGCAGCGAAAUGUCUGGUGGGAUAUCAGAUAUUCAUGCUAACCAUCUACGCAUCCAUGAUUCCUAUAAGGGCAUCUCCUUUAAGACCUCGCUGGGCCGUGGAGGUUACAUAGAGGAAGUGGUCAUCUCCGAUGUACAAAUGGAUGAUGUCCAUGUCGGCAUUGAGGUCACUGGUAACUGUUCAAGCCACCCAGAUGACCAGUUUGAUCCAUCUGAGCUCCCGGUGAUCAACCAAAUCACCCUUAAGAACAUUGUCGGCACAAAUAUCUCUGUUGCUGGAGUUUUGUCAGGAAUUGAUAGCGACCCGUUUACUGCUAUCUGCCUUUCCAAUCUCAAUUUCUCAAUGGCUGAUUCGGCUCCUUCAGGUUCCUGGUCUUGUUCCAACAUUUCUGGAUACUCUGAAACAGUCUUUCCUGAACCUUGCUCAGAACUCCGUAAUACAUCCUCGAGUUCUUGCUUCUCCCUUUCUACUUACAGUGCCCUUGCAGUAGCAUAAUCACAUAUAGAGUACCCUGUUCAUCCUUUCCCAUUUCUUGUUCCAGACCUUGUACAAUCCAGUGACAUCGAACCUCCAUCACCAUCCUUUCGCAAUUCUUUCCCAAUAAAUGCAUCAAAACAGAACCAUAUCACUCCCCUCUUAUGGCGCCGUGAGGCUCAGAUUAUAAGCUGAAUGAUGAUCUCGAGGAUGAAGAAUCAAGUGGGCUUGUGGACAGCUAGGUGCUUGCUUGUACAGCUACAUUUCUUUAUUCAAUCUGUAAGAAGAAAUUUUUUUGGUAGGUGUUGAGUGCAGAACAGUUGCUUCAUACUAUGUCAUUUGGUUAUAAAUUAUCACAUCAUGAUUAAAUUUAUCUGUGUAUAUUCCAUCUCCCCUUUGAACGUCA